This is a messenger RNA of Pyrenophora tritici-repentis Pt-1C-BFP, 510 nucleotides long. The record is from RefSeq and is a predicted model, not a curated record. Lineage: Eukaryota; Fungi; Ascomycota; Dothideomycetes; Pleosporales; Pleosporaceae.
AUGGCCGUCGGACGCAGCGCAGCCCUCAAGCUCGACUGGACCAAGCUGGCCACUCAGCUUGGCCUCAAGGGUCAAACCGCCGCCGCCCUCCAGUCGUUCAAGAAGCGCAAUGACGAUGCGCGCCGCAAAGUCACCGUCCUCUCGGAGCAGCCCCAGACUGUUGAUUUCAGCCACUACCGCAGCAUCCUCAAGAACCAGGCAGUCGUCGACGACAUCGAGAAGCAGUUCAACGCUUUCAAGCCCCAGACAUACGAUGUAGGAAGGCAGAUCAAGGCCAUUGAGGCUUUCGAGGCUCAGGCCGUCCAGAGCGCAGAGCAGACCAAGUCUGUUGUCGACAAGGAAUUGAGCGACCUCCAGAAGACACUGAAGAACAUCGAGGACGCCAGGCCAUUUGACGACCUCACCGUUGACGAAGUCGCUGCUGCCCAGCCUGAGAUUGACAAGCGCACCGAGCAACUCGUAUCCAAGGGUCGCUGGGCCGAGAAGUUUGGCGAUCUAUCCGUCCUCUAA